This is a messenger RNA of Ictalurus punctatus (channel catfish), 1363 nucleotides long. RefSeq names its product electron transfer flavoprotein subunit alpha (gene etfa). NCBI's taxonomy places the organism in Eukaryota, Metazoa, Chordata, Actinopteri, Siluriformes, Ictaluridae. The record is from RefSeq and is marked provisional. Gene Ontology annotation, molecular function: electron transfer activity; flavin adenine dinucleotide binding. Gene Ontology annotation, cellular component: mitochondrion.
AGGGAGAGUGACUUCUGCUGCUGCGGCUGUCGUCAACAUGCUCAAAGCUAUUACCAAGUCAAACCUCAGGACGCUGUCAGGCCUGAUCCAGAGGUUUCAGAGCACCCUGGUAGUUGCAGAGCACAACAAUGACACCCUGACGCCUAUCACUCUCAGUGCUAUCACAGCAGCCAGCAAACUUGGUGGGGAGGUGUCCUGUCUCAUUGCUGGAACAGACUGUGCUAAGGUGGCAGAGCAACUUUCACAGGUUGAAGGAGUGAAAAAGGUUCUGGUUGCCCAGCAUGAUGUCUACAAAGGGAUGUUACCAGAGGAGUUGACGCCUCUCAUCUUGGCAAGCCAGAAACAGUUCAAUUUUACACACAUCUGUGCCGGAGCAUCUGCGUUUGGAAAGAAUCUUCUUCCCAGAGUGGCUUCCAAGCUGGAUGUUGCUCCAAUCUCCGACAUCAUUGAGAUCAAAUCCCCUGACACUUUUGUGAGGACAAUUUAUGCAGGAAAUGCUCUUAGCACUGUCAAGUGCAAUGAAAAAGUCAAGGUCUUCACAGUAAGAGGGACUUCUUUCGAACCUGCUAAACAGGGCGGAAGUGCGACAUCAGAACAAGUGUCUUCUGCUACUCCCGUUGGGAUAUCUGAGUGGCUGGAGCAGAACCUGACCAAGAAUGACAGGCCGGAGCUCACUAGUGCCAAGAUUGUUGUGUCUGGAGGCAGAGGUCUGAAGAGUGCUGAAAACUUCAAGCUGCUUUAUGACCUGGCUGACAAGUUAAAUGCUGCUGUUGGUGCCUCCAGAGCUGCAGUAGAUGCUGGAUAUGUCCCCAAUGACAUGCAGGUUGGACAGACAGGAAAGAUUGUAGCUCCUGAGCUGUACAUUGCGGUUGGAAUUUCUGGAGCUAUUCAGCAUCUUGCUGGAAUGAAGGACAGUAAGACUAUCGUUGCCAUCAACAAGGAUCCUGAGGCCCCCAUCUUCCAGGUUGCCGAUUUCGGCUUGGUUGCUGACUUAUUCAAGGCUGUCCCUGAGAUGAUCGACAUGCUGAAGAAGUGAAAUUCAUUACUCGGCUUCUAGCUGGGACAUACUCCUGAGCCUUGUGUGUAACUGAGCCGGACACUUGCCUUAUGAAUGAGCUAGGAAAUGUCACUCCUCCUGCAUUCUUCCCUCCUGAUGCACACCUCAGACCUUUCUUUAUUUAUGUAACGUUUUCAGGAGUCUACAUUUCAUGCUACUGUAUCUAAUAACAUCAUAAUGUGGUCAGUAUAUUAAUGAUGUCCGAUCUAAUUUGCCAAUAGCAUUAUGUUUUGGCCUUUGGCUCAGUGUGUAACAUCUAUACACACACACUUGCCAUCUAUGUCAAGUAAUAAAUAUCAACUCUCA